UGCAGCACUGAUGCAAUGACGCAGUCGACGUGUUCGAAGCGCAGAAUUAAGCUUUUUCCAACCAGAGCGUUUUCCGGCUGCACAAAUGGUGUCGCUGCUUCAGCUGAAGAACUUCCAUCAUUCAAAGGUACACGUGUGAUUGGAGGAUGGAGGACUGUGUUACUGGGGGAGGAUGUGGACUUAUCCUGCAGACUGAUAGAGACAGACGAGGAGCUUGAACAGAUAACAUGGCAGAAGAGUACUUUGGAAGAAACACAGAACCAUAAUUUUAUGCUGAUUAAUCUCGAUGGGGUUGCUAAGUUUAUUGCACCGAAUGGAUUGACAGGUAGAGUCCAGUUUAUUGGGAACCCAUCAGAAAACCUUGGAUCUAUUCGAAUAACUGCUGUCCGACUGUUGGAUGAAGGCACCUUCACAUGUAUCUUCAGUGUUUUCCCCAGUGGAGCAUACAAUACAGACAUACCUCUGACUGUGCUAGUUCCACCAGUAGUGAGUGUGACAGUUGAUGUUGCUCCUGCCAUUGGAGAGAAUGAGGUUGUCUUGGCAACCUGCGUGGCUGCUGGUGCCAAGCCACAGGCAGAAGUGACAUGGAAGACGGGUGAAUUCGGCAGUUUGUUGAGGACGGUGACCAACUCCACCCAGCACACUAAUGGCACCACCACAGUACUCAGCCACCUGCUCGGGGUACCAACCAAGGCAGCCAAUCAGCAGCAGGUCCAGUGUGUGGUCAACCAGUCUGCCCUGGUAACGGAGAAGACCUACAACUACAGCAUAAACAUCCACUAUCCACCUCAGUCAGUGAACAUUACCCUUAGUGAGGCCUCUAAAGCCACAGUCUUCCUUUGUGUAGCAGACAGCAACCCACACCCCAACUACUCCUGGAGCAGAGUGGUCCAGCCAUGGCCUGGGUCUUCAGUGACAGCUGAGGGAGACAAACUGCACCUCCUCAGUCUCAGCUCUGAGCUGAAUGGUCUCUAUGUCUGUGAGGCCUCCAACCCCUACGGACGAGCCACUGGCUCCCUCUAUGUACACAUAUCCUCUGAGACCUCUGCUGCCUGUUGGGUUCUACUCGUUGUUAUUCUCUGUCUGAUUGUUGCUGUGGCUGCACUCAUAUGGUACCGGUGCAAAUACAGACAGUUUCCUAGGAGUUCAUUCAUGGCCAAGGCACCAGAACAGACUGUAUCAGUAUCUUCCAAGACGAGGAGACAUGACAAGGUUGCGGAAGGUGAAGAUGACUCAUUGACUGCAACUGUCCAAACCAGGAAGGAGCCUGAGGAAGAGGAAGAAGUAUCAUGAUAUUUUUGUUCCCCUCUCGUGGACUCCGCCUUGCCGUGGUUGAGGGGCUUUGCUGCUUCAGCGGGAACAACAACCCUCCUGUACAGUAUGAAUGUACAGUAUGUAUGUACAGUGCUUUCAGAAAGUAUUCAUACCCCUUGACUUGUUCCAUAUUUUGAUGUGUUGCAGCCUGAAUUUCAAAUGGAUAAAAAUUACACAUAAUAACCCAUAAUGACAAAGUGAAAACAUAUUUUUUGAAAUGUUUGCACAUUUAUUGAAAAUUAAAUACCUAAAUAUCUAAUUUACAUAAGUAAUCACACACAUAAGUCAAUACAUGCUAGAAUCACCUUUAGCAGUAAGUCUUUCUGGGUAAGUCUCUAAAAGCUUUGCGCACCUGGAUUGUACAAUAUUUGGACAUUAUUACAAUUUGUUAAGCUCUGUCAAGUUGGUUGUUGAUCAUUGCUAGACAGCCAUUUUCAAGUCUUACCAUAGAUUUUCAAACCAAUUUAAGUAAAAAGUAGGCCACUCCCGAACAUGUAGUGUCGUCUUGGUACGUAACUCCAAUGUAUAUUUGGUCUUGUGUUUUAGGUUAUUGUUCUGCUGUAAUGGGAAUUUGUCUCCCAGUAUCUGGAAAUCAGACUGAACCAGGUUUUUCUCUAGGACACUGCCUGUGCAUAGCUCUAUUCCAUUUAUUUUAAUACAAAAAAAACUCCUUGCCGAUGACAAGCAUACCCAUAACAUGAUGAAGCCACCACCAUGCUUGAAAAUACAGUAUGAAGAGUGGUUCUCAGCUAUGUUUUGUGUUGGAUUUGCCAAAAAAUCAUAAUACUUUGUAUUCAGGACAUAACAUUAAUUUCUUUUCACUUUAGGAUGCAUGUUUUGGAAUAUUUUUUUCUGUAGAAAGUUUCCUCCUUUUCACUCUGUCAUUUAGGUUAGAAUUGUGGAGUAACUACAAUGUUGUUGAUCCAUCCUCAGUUUUCUCCUAUCACACCACUAAACUCUGUAACUGUUUCAAAAACACAAUUGGUCUAAUGAUGAAAUCCCUGAGCGGUUUCCUUCCUCGACUACGGCAACUGAGUUAGGAAGGACGCCUGUAUCUUUGUAGUGACUGUGUAUUGAUACACCAUCCAAAGUGUAAUUAAUAACUUCACCAUGCUCAAAGGGAUAUUCAAUGUGUCUGCUUUUUUUUACCAGUCCACCAAUAGGUGCCCUUCUUUGCAAGGCAUUGGAAAACUUCCAUGGUCUUUGUGGUUCAAUCUGUUUGAAAUGCACUGCUCGACUGAGGGACCUUAUAGUAACUGUAUGUGUGGAGUACAGAGAUGAGGUAGUCAUUCAAAAAAUAAUUUGAAACACUAUUAUUGGACACAGCGUGAGUCCAUUUAACUUAUGUGACUUGUGUGACUUAUGUGACCUUAUUUAGGCUUGCCAAAACAAAGGAGUUGAAUAAUUAUUGACUCAAGAGAUUUCAGCUUUUCAUGUAUUUAUUUAAUCAUAUAUCCACUUUGACAUUAUGGGGUAUUAUGUGUAUUCUAGUGACACAACAUCUAAAUGUAAUACAUAUUACAUUCAGACUGUAACACAAGUAAAUGUAGAAAAUGUCAAGGGGUGUGAAUACUUUCUGAAUGAACUGUACUGUAAGUGUUGAAGCCAACUAAAGGGAGCCUUGGUAUAAGCUAAAUUACAUAUGUAUAAAAUGGAAAACCUUGUCAGUUACAGCUAAUAUUAACACAGCUUUGGCUAAUGGUACUUCUUGCGGCGGCUCCAAAAUGAAUUCCUUUAUAUUAUGCGGUUAUGCUGUUUUGGUACAGGGAGCAGCAACCAUGAAACCAAGUGGUCCACUGGGAACAGAAGCUCCACUAACAGCCGCCUUAUGAUCCACGCAUUAACCCUAUCCCUCAUGAACCCUGUAUUAUUUGUUGUUUUAGAUUAGUAUUAGCGUAGCAUGGCAUUUUUGGCCACCAGUAGUUACUGUAAGUAGUUAGUAGUUACAAUGCAAGUAUUUUCACUGCAUUAGUAGUUACAAUGCAAGUAUUUUCACUGCAUUAGUAGUUACAAUGCAAGUAUUUUCACUACAUUAGUAGUUACAAUGCAAGUAUUUUCACUACAUUAGUAGUUACCAUGCAAGUAUUUUCACUACAUUAGUAGAUAGAAUGCCAGUGGUUUACUACGUUAGUAGUCAAGUGUCACGUUCUGACCUUAGUUCCUUUUUUAUGUCUCUGUGUUAGGUUGGUCAGGGCGUGAGUUGGGGUGGGUAGUCUAUGUUCUUUUUUCUAUGUUAUAUUUCUAUGUGUUUGGCCUAGUAUGGUUCUCAAUCAGAGGCAGGUGUCGUUCGUUGUCUCUGAUUGAGAAUCAUACUUAGGUAGCCUGUUUUCCCCAUUUUGGUGGUGGGUGUUUAAUUUCUGUUUAGUGUCUGUUCACCUGGCAGAACUGUUUCGUUUUCUCUUCGUUGUUAUUUUGUGUAGUGUUAAGUUUUUCAAUUAAAAUAUGACGAACAUUUA
This is a messenger RNA of Oncorhynchus masou masou (cherry salmon), 3770 nucleotides long. Its product is annotated as nectin-3-like. Bases 16 to 1293 code for a protein of 425 amino acids. NCBI's taxonomy places the organism in Eukaryota, Metazoa, Chordata, Actinopteri, Salmoniformes, Salmonidae. The transcript is spliced from 9 exons. Gene Ontology annotation, biological process: homophilic cell-cell adhesion; heterophilic cell-cell adhesion. The record is from RefSeq and is a predicted model, not a curated record. Gene Ontology annotation, cellular component: adherens junction.